AUGCCGGAAUCCAUUGGGAGCGCAGGUGGAGGUACGGGAGGUGCUAGUAGCAAUGGAAACAUGGACAAUUCCCAAGGCCUUGAGGUACGUGCCUCAUUUUAG
Hydatigera taeniaeformis is the source of this 102-nucleotide messenger RNA. The record is from the annotation of a GenBank genome assembly. NCBI's taxonomy places the organism in Eukaryota, Metazoa, Platyhelminthes, Cestoda, Cyclophyllidea, Taeniidae.